AUGGGCUACUCCACCAUCAGCUUGGCUUCUGUCCGUGGCCUUGACACCUGUGUCUGGCUGGACCUCUGUCCGUGCCCUCGACACCCGUUCCCGGCUGGGCCUCUGUCUGUGAUCUCUACACCUGUGCCCGGCUGGGCCUUUGUCUGUGCCUUCGACUCCCGUGCCCGGCACCUCCACACCUGUGCCCGGCUGGGCCUUUGUCUGUGCCUUCGNGUGCCCGGCUGGGCCUUUGUCUGUGCCUUCGACUCCCGUGCCCGGCACCUCCACACCUAUUAUGUACCAUGGUCUGUARCCUUGCGGGACAGCUCUGUUCUCAAGUCUGUGGUUGUGGAUCUAGGGCUUCUGGCUCUUUUAACUGUCCAGCACAACCUAUUGGCCUGGGCUACUGUCAAGCAGGCCUGUCAGUCUGUCCUGGGGGUACUGAACCGGGCCAUGUACUGCUYCACCGCUUCUCUGGCUCUCCAGAUAUUGAWGCAUUACUGGCAGCCUGUGACGGAGGCUCCCUGUCUGKGGUCAGUAAAUAAUGCCCCAUGUAAUACCUGGUUCACCCUGCUCUGUUUCACCCUGCACUUCCUCUGCUGGUCCAUCAUCUUGUUUAUUAUGAGUGCCUUGGUUUGGGAGACCUUCUGGCUCUCAAGUUCCCUCAGGCUUAGCGUCUCUUCUUCCACCUGCGUCACCUGUGGCUCCUCCCUGCCCCUGGACAGGCUGCUGCUGGGGGGGAGUCUGUCGGCCAACCUGGCCCUGGCUCACUCCCUAGAUACGCAGGACUGUGCCCACUUCGGUGUCCAGCUGCACAGAAAACUGCGGUUAUUCUCUCUGCCACACGGGGGCGCUGCUCAGGAGAAUAACAACCACAAGCAAGAGUGA
This is a messenger RNA of Salvelinus sp. IW2-2015, 867 nucleotides long. The record is from RefSeq and is a predicted model, not a curated record. NCBI's taxonomy places the organism in Eukaryota, Metazoa, Chordata, Actinopteri, Salmoniformes, Salmonidae.